AUGGAAUGGAGUCAGAAACUUUCUGCUUUUGAGGACCAGGCAAUAACACAAUUAUUAAAGCACAUUUAUUCUGACAGAACUUCAAAAUGUGAAAAGGAUUCUAUGGCUAUUGAAACAAUCCAGAAAUUUAAAGAAGACAAGUUUUUUAGAUGGAAAUUGGUAUUUUCUGUUUUGGAGGGAAAACAAUUAGGAAAAUUGAACAUGAAAAUACUUCAUUGUGCUUGUAUUCUAUUAGGAAAUGAACAAACUUCACAACUUUUUGCUCAAUUUAUUCAUGCUGCCAAAGACGAAAAAGAGUUGACCAAUUUUCUUUCAUUUGCUUUAACUGUUAUUCCUCAUUUAAAUCAAAAUCAACGUGUAAAUUCACUUAGUGUAAUGACUUUAGCUGUUCGUUUUGCUGUUUUGGAUUCAAAGAAAAUAGAAAAUGAAUUGACUGAAUUUUUGGAAGAAAAAAAAGAAAUUGUAGUGGAAAAUGAAAAUAAAAUAAGUUUGGAAAGAAAUUUGUUAAAUAAUUUAUUAAUGAUUGUUAAAUGGAAUGAACAGAGUGAACAAGGAAUGAUUUUGAGAAAUAUUGGUUUAAAUCUUGCUGACAUUCGUGGCUAUCUUCAAGAAGGCCUUCUUAAUUGGAUGUUAGAUUAUACCGAUCUUGUAAGAAAAAUUACUGGGGGGACUUUGAAUGAGGAAGCAGCUCAAGUAUUAAACACAUUCUUUACUUUAAUGCUUUCUGUAGUUCCUCAAGUCCAACUUCCUUUAAAUUUUCAAAAUAAUUUGUUGACUAAAUUGAGUGCUUUAAUUGUUUCAAUGUUAAAAUUUAUUAAAAAAGAAAAAUUGGGGACGUCUUUGGAUGGUGUUGAUUACUUUGCACGUUGCUGUACUAUUGCUGGACGUAUUUUUAUUAAACAAACGGGUGCUGAUCCAACACAAUUGAUGCGUUCUUUAAUGGAUGAAAUUUUUGAGAGUUAUCAAGAAUUGUUUGAUUCUGAUUGCUGUGGAAGUAACGAAUCAAGUCGACAUAUUGGCGCAUUUUUGGAUUAUUCGAAAUUUAAAACGAUUAAUUUUUUAAAUAAAAAUUACGAGCAUUCAAUAUUUCAAGAACUUCGACAGGCUUCUUUAACAGACAGAACAGCAGCAGCUGUAGCCCAUUCUGGCACUUUAAAUCGUAAAAGAUUUUUAGAAAAAUUUGUAGAGAAUAAGGAAGGAAAAGAAGAAGAAAAUGCUGAAAUUAAAAUUAAUCAAAUUAGAAGACUUUUAUUUUUGGAUUUUAUUGAAUGUUUAUGUCUUUCUGCAAGGCCUUCAACGACAAAACCUUCUCCUCCUUCAACAACAGAACAACAAAUGCAACAAUUUUAUGAUUUGGGAAUGUGCAGAUUUUUGGGUCAAUUACUUGUGGAUAGAUUUGCAGGUGAUGGACUUACCUCACAUUUUUGUUGGCAUAGUUGGGAGCAAGAAAGAGAAUUGGUUUCACAAUAUACAAAAAUAACAAAAAUUAUCGACCAACACCCAAUUAUUGUCGAUUUCCUACUUUUAUUAUCAGAACUUGGAUUUACUGGAUUAUGUUCUGUUCUUCCAUUAUUUAAAGCUUUAUUUGUUACAGUUUUGAGUCAAUUAGAAAAUACUCCAUUAAAAACAGAAAAAAUUUCUUUUGCUUUUUUACAAAGGUCGACUCAAUUAAUUGGACUUUUUAUUUGUGCUGACAUUUUCCCUCAAAUUUUGUCAAAUUUUCAAAAAAUCUUAUCUAAUUCAACCAAUUUUGAAGCUUUUGUUUUAAUGAGGGAUUUAUGGGAUUUUUUAAAGUUGUUAAUUCCAACGUGUGAAGAAAUUACUAAAGGAAAAAUGAUUAGUGUUGAAAAUAGGGCUGUUUUGGAGAAGAAAGAAGGGAAACAAUUAAUUUCAUCAAUGGUUUUGGUUAUUCAAAGAAAUAUUUCUUUAUUGGGAGAAUAUUUAUAUCCAAUUUUGGAAUUAAUUGGUGAAAAUGAUGAAAAUAAUUGGGAAAUUGAAAGAGAACAAAAACCAAUUUCUGUUUUGGCUGAGAUUAAAAGAUUUUAAAUUAAAAAUUGUUUGUUUGUCGUUUUUAUCAAAGGUUUUUUUUUAAUUUUUUUAAAACUUUGUUAUAUCAAGCAAGGGUUGGCUCCGUCCCUGAAAGUCGGGAAAUUUGGCGGGGACCAAGAUUAGUCUCUUUGUAGUGACUGGACAUGUGUUAUAUGGACCUAGAGAUUAACCCUUCUUUUCGAAGAUCUCUUGUUUCGAAACAUCAUUGUGCCUAUUUUUUCUGGGCUUUGUGUAAUAGAUUCCAAGAUUCAGCCUAUCUCAAUAAAACCGAAUCUAGGCUCAGAAUUUUUAAAAAAAACUCGAUUUUUAGAUUAUCCUAUUUUUAUGUAUAAUCAAA
Molecule: messenger RNA, 2386 nt
Organism: Meloidogyne enterolobii
Lineage: Eukaryota; Metazoa; Nematoda; Chromadorea; Rhabditida; Meloidogynidae
Source: the annotation of a GenBank genome assembly